This is a messenger RNA of Euleptes europaea (tarantolino), 1348 nucleotides long. It is a transcript of the gene ASB6, whose product is annotated as ankyrin repeat and SOCS box containing 6. Gene Ontology annotation, molecular function: protein binding. Gene Ontology annotation, biological process: intracellular signal transduction; protein ubiquitination. The record is from RefSeq and is a predicted model, not a curated record. The transcript is spliced from 6 exons. NCBI's taxonomy places the organism in Eukaryota, Metazoa, Chordata, Lepidosauria, Squamata, Sphaerodactylidae. The coding region runs from base 32 to 1330 and encodes 432 amino acids. Gene Ontology annotation, cellular component: BRCA1-BARD1 complex.
GCUUUGCUGAGAGACUAGGAGCAAUUCCUGGAUGACCUUCGACCAGGAGGGGACAAUGCCCUUUCUGCACGGCUUCCGUAGAAUCAUCUUUGAGUACCAGCCAUUAGUAGAUGAGAUCUUGGGGUGUUUGGGGUUGCAGGAUCCUGAACGGCAAGAAACUCUCGAGAGUCCCGGCCACGUGGCUGAAGAUGCCGGCCGACUGCUGGUCCUCCAGGCGCUUCUGGAGAGGGAGGCCCAUUCCCCGUUCUACCAGGAAGGCGUGAGCUACGCUCUGCUAAAAGUGGCCGAGCUCGGGCUGACUCACGCGGCUGAAACCCUCUUGCGCAACGGAGCAGACAUCGUCUUUGAAGAUCCAGUCACCUAUUACACGGCCCUACAUAUUGCGGUGCUCCGGAACCAGCCCAACAUGGUGGAACUCCUGGUGCAGCGAGGGGCGGACAUUAAUCGGAGGGACAGGAUUCACGAGAGCAGCCCGCUGGACCUCGCUAGCGAAGAGCCAGAACGCCUGCCCUGUCUGCAACGUCUCCUUGAACUUGGUGCCGAUGUCAAUGCAUCUGACAAACAUGGAAAGACAGCUUUGCUGCACGCUCUGGCCAGCAGCGACGGGGUUCAGAUCCACAACACAGAAAAUAUUCGCCUCUUGCUGGAAGGAGGCGCAGAUGUCAAGGCCACCACCAAAGAUGGCGACACGGUCUUCACCUUCAUCAACUUCCUCCUGGGAGAGAUGGUGGGAGGAGACAAGGAGGAGGCCCAGAAGAUCAGCCGCUUCUGCUUCCAGGUCACGCGGCUGCUGAUGGCCCAUGGUGCCGACCCCAGCGAGUGCCCCUCCUACGAAUCCCUCACCCACCUCUGCCUGAAGAGCUUCCGCCUCCACUUCCCGCUCCUGCGUUUCCUCCUGGAGUCGGGGGCUUCCUACAACUGCUCCCUCCACGGGCCCUCGUGCUGGUCGGGCUUCGACAUCGUCUUUGAGAGGCUGUGUUCCCACAUCAGCGAAUCCGAAGAGGACCGCUUCUCCAUUGACCUCCUGCAGAAGGCCGAGACGGCACUGGAGCUCAUGACGGCCAGCUCUCCAUCUGUGAAGCUGCCAAGCAACUUUGAGGUCAACCUGAGCAGCUGCCGCUUUCACAAGGAGAAGAUCGAGGCCCUCUUCCGCUCCCUGAAGCAGCUGGAGCGCUCCCCGCCCACUUUGAAACACCUCUGCCGAGUUCACAUUCGCCAGAGCAUGAGGCCCUGGCCAGUGGACGUCAAGAUCAAAGCUCUCCCUCUGCCUGACAGGCUAAAGUGGUACCUCCUCAUAGACCACAGCAGUUCCACGGAACAGGACGUGUGACCUAGCGGGGCAGAGCGU